AUGUUAGAGAGCUGGCGCAUAAACAAUACGAGCGACGAAGCACAACGAAAGAGUCCUCUCAUGACUUUGAUAGAACAAACGCCACAAGACGCUUUUAUAUCCAUGAUGAACGAUGAAUCGCAGCCCAUGAAUCCGAUUAUGUCGAUGAUGAGCGAUGAGGCACAGCAACAGACUGCGAUCUUAUCUCUGAUGAAUGACGACGAACCGCUGCAGCAGAACCCCAUCAUGCCGGCGUUAAAUGAACCACCAGCGGCAGACCUGAGCAGCAGUGUUGAGGACGAAAGUGAUGAGGAUGAGUCCGUCACGGAUGUCACUGAUUAUAAGUCAUUGUACACUGAAUUGAAACAAAAAUUGAAGAAUGUUAUUCAUGAAAACGUCUUUUUUAAGGAUCUUCUUAAGACUAGGCAGAAUGAUUUGCUGAAAAUUACGCGUGAUCGUUCCUUUUUGCUGAAUCGUCUGGAAAAGUAUAUGACGGUGGAGGCGUCGUCGUCCGACAGUGACGCAACAGUGGUUUCAGAUGAUUCGGAACGUGUGGAAGUACCACCGAAAAAGCGAAAGAUGGAAGCAUCCACCUCCCAAGGCACCGGCUCCUCAAUGAAGCCGCCAGCUGCACCGCGACGCAACAAAAAGAAUAUCAAAAAGCAGCAGCAGCAACAGCAACAAAAGCGGCAGCAACAACAAAAGCAACAAAAGCAGCAACAUCAACAAAAGCAACAAAAGCAGCAACAUCAACAAAAAAAGCAACAACGGCAGGUGCAGGAGGUGCCACAACCACAAGAACAAAUCACUGAAUCGGUUGUACAGGUGCCUACGCCGCAUCUCACGGUUCCCCCGCUACAGCUACAGCCACAGCAGCAAUUAUUGCAGCAAAACGAACAGAUGUCACAAUCUUCACAAGACAUGCUUGACCAGCUUACACCAGAAGAUCAACUGUUGCUGCAAAUGCAGCAGGAAAAAUUAAUGGACUUGAUCAAACAAAUACCCCAAUCGCAACAGAUGCUGCAAGCAUCGCAAUCACAGUCGCAGCAACAGCAACAACUCAUCCAGCCACACCGUCCACAGGUACCUCAAACACAGCAACAGUUGAUGCAGUCGCUGCAGCUGCAGCCUCAGCCACAGCAGCAGAUAAUACAAUCACAACAGCCGUCUCAGGCUGUACAACCACAGGUGCUGGUUGACACGCAACAUAUGUUGCGGCAACAGCAGAUGAUGCAGCCGGUUCGGCAAAUUCAGCUGCUGCAACCACAGCCGAUGCAGGUGAUGACACCAUCACAGCAACCACCGCAAGGGCAGCAGUAUUUGAGCAAUCCUACGCCACAAGUCAUGCCACAAAUGAGGCAACAGCAAAUAAACCAGCAGCAGAUACGCCAACAACAGAUCCAACAGCAACAGAUCGAACAGAUGGAGCUGCAGCAGCUUCAGCAGCAGAUCCUUUUCCAGCCGCCCUCGUUCGUGCAGCAACCGGCCACGAGCAAUGCUUACCAGUUUCCGCUCUCGAUGAUGUCGCAGGUGCCGACUGAACUGCUUGCCACGACUUCCUACACCGACAUAGACGUAUCCGGUGACGACGUAUCGAUGGAGGGACAGAUUACGAAGGAGGAGCUCGAGCGGCAUUUACAAUCGCGGCAAACAAUGCCACAGGUGAUACCGGAAGGUGAAUUACCGAUUGAAAUGUUUAACAACAACUCAUCAACCGAACCCAACGAUCAACUAAAUUAA
Molecule: messenger RNA, 1719 nt
Organism: Anopheles marshallii
Lineage: Eukaryota; Metazoa; Arthropoda; Insecta; Diptera; Culicidae
Exons: 2
Coding region: 1-1719 (572 amino acids)
Biological process (GO): chromatin remodeling
Cellular component (GO): Ino80 complex; nucleus
Source: RefSeq, a predicted model, not a curated record